ACAGGAAUCAGAAUUUAUUAAUAAUCUUUAAAUUUCAACAUAACUAAAACUAUUCCAUAAUAAAUUUUAUAUAGAAACGUGUCAAAAUGGUCCCCACUGAUGAUUCCUUUAUAAGUGAUGAUGAAGAAGAAUAUUGUCCAUUAUGUGUAGAAGAAAUGGAUAUUUCUGAUAAAAAUUUUAAACCAUGUCCGUGUGGAUAUCAAAUUUGUCAAUUUUGUUAUAAUAAUAUUAAACAAAAUCCAGAAUUAAAUGGUAGAUGUCCUGGUUGUAGAAGAUUAUAUGAUGAUGAAAGUGUAGAAUAUAAAUCUAUUAGUGCAGAAGAAUAUAAGAUUCAACAAAUGAAACGGGAGAAGCGUGAUCGUGAAAAGAAACAACGAGAAAAGGAAAAGAAAGAAACUGAAAUGGCAAAUAAGAAACAUUUAGCUGGUUUAAGAGUUGUUCAAAAAAAUCUUGUUUAUGUAACUGGUUUAAAUCCUCCAUGUCCUCCUGAAGAUUUACAUUCAGUAUUAAGAUCAGAAAAAUAUUUUGGUCAAUAUGGGAAAAUUUCUAAAAUUGUUAUUAAUAAGAAAAGUCCAACUCCACUGACUCCUCAUCAUCAUCAAAGUCCUGGAAUUGUUGUAUAUGUAACAUUUGCAAGAAAGGAAGAUGCUUUAAAAUGUAUAAAUGAAUUAGAUGGUUCAUUAUGUGAUGGAAGAAUAUUAAGAGCUGCUCAUGGUACAACUAAAUAUUGUUCAUCAUAUUUAAGAGGUCAUCCAUGUCCAAAUCCAAAUUGUAUGUUCUUACAUGAACCGGGUGAAGAAGCAGAUUCUUAUACUAGAAAAGAUUUAUCUACUCAACAAGGUAUUAAAUUAAGUAUGAUGGGAAUGAAUGCAAAUUCAAGAGUUGGUAGUAGUUCAAAUAUUUCUGGUUCUCAUCCUCAUAUGGGUCCAUUUAGUGGUGAUGAAGAUGUAACUUCUCAAUCUGAAGAAGAACAAGAUCAUACUGAAACUUCAGCAAAUCCAUUACCUGCUACAGCACAAUGGGCAAAAGCUGGUAGUAAUUCAGCCAGUAAUUCACCAUCUGUAAAUAAUAAUAUUCCUUUGGCCCAUUCAGCAGCAUUCCCAACAUUAGGAGAAAUUUUCCGUGAUCAAAAGCAACAACAACAACAACUGGUCCUGCAACGUAAAGAAUCAGGAAAACAUUCUAAAUCUAAAAUUGGUAGACAAAUUAAAGAAAUUAUUCCUGAUGAUAUUGAUAUUGAUGAUAAUUCUACUUCUAACUUUGCCGAAGAAACUGUUCAAAUCUUAAAGGAUCUUGAAAGUAGUAAUGCAAAAUUAGAAGUCAAUUUCAAGAAAUUUUCUCAUGGUGAAGGUAAAGUAUUACCACUUUUUGCAUUUGUUAACAAAGAAAGUCUUUCUAAUAGUCAAAUUGAAGAUAAGAAAGCUCUCACACGAGAAAUUGUUGAAAGAUUCAUGUUAAGACCUAUAAAGAAUUAUCAUUUAGCAUAUGCCAAUCAUCCUAUCAUGCAACAAGCCAUAUUACAACAACAGCAACAGCAACAACGUCAACUUCAACAACAGCCACAACCACAACCUCAACAAGUACAACCUCAACAACUCCCACAAGGUCAAGAAACUCCUAACUUACCAUCUACUCAGUUGCAACAAUUACAAUUAGAAUAUACCAAGAAACUAUCUGAAUCACAACAUCAAGCACAGGGUAAUACCAAUCCACAACAACAGCAUGUUCAACAGCAAUUGUUGUUACUCCAAUUACAACAGCAACAGCAGCAACAGCAACUUCAAUCGGUUGCAGGUGCUCAAGCUAAUGCUAUCCGUGCUAAUGAACGUGCCAAUACUUCUACUCCACCACCUCCAGGUUUGUUUAAUCCAUCAACCACAAAACAAGCCCCAUUCCCUCAAGGUGCUGGACAAUUACAAAAUCCAAUCCCUGGUAGUGCUAAUUUUGAAACUAUUCCUGUAGUUGGUAAUCAGUCUUCUAGUUCCCAAUUAUUAACACAAUUAAUGGGUGGUAAAAGGUAAUUUGGUUGAAUGAUAUUGUAAUUUAUAUAAUUUGUGUAUGUUUGUUAAUUGUUUUGUUUAGGUAAUGAAUAUUUCUUCUAUUAAAUAACUAUUCUACUUAUUUACUGGUUACUGGUUACUGGUUACUGGUUACUAGUUACUAGUUACUAGUUACUAGUUA
Messenger RNA from Scheffersomyces amazonensis, 2181 nucleotides. It is a transcript of the gene NOT4, whose product is annotated as CCR4-NOT core ubiquitin-protein ligase subunit. The transcript has 2 exons. NCBI's taxonomy places the organism in Eukaryota, Fungi, Ascomycota, Pichiomycetes, Serinales, Debaryomycetaceae. The record is from RefSeq and is a predicted model, not a curated record. Bases 87 to 2021 code for a protein of 644 amino acids. Gene Ontology annotation, biological process: protein ubiquitination. Gene Ontology annotation, cellular component: CCR4-NOT complex. Gene Ontology annotation, molecular function: ubiquitin-protein transferase activity; metal ion binding; RNA binding.